AGAUCAAACGCAUACAGCAUGGUGCUUUUGUCCUGAAAGCCCAAAAUAGAGAGUGGGGGCCAUGGGAACGUUCACUGCCCUUGCGUUUCUCGCCGGCCUGGCGCUAGUUCACGGAAAUGUCAUACGGGGUCUCAAUCCUGACUUAGCAAGCUACUAUUCAGGCGUUGGUGGCAGCUUUAAGUGCAUAUCCGGCAUCGCUAAGACGAUCCCCUUCGCGCGGGUGAAUGAUGACUACUGCGAUUGCCCGGACGGGAGUGAUGAGCCAGGCACGUCGGCCUGCCAUAAUGGCCGCUUCUACUGCCGGAACCUCGGCCACGAGCCGCGCUUACUAGCUUCGGCUUUUGUGGAUGAUGGUGUAUGCGAUUGUUGCGAUGGUACCGAUGAGCCGAAGGGCAAGUGCCAAAACACUUGCUUGCAAGCCAGCGCGGUUCAUAGGGAGGCGUUGAAGAACAAGAUCUCUCAGUUUGAGCAGGCUCUGGCCACGAAGGCCGAGUAUGUCAGCAAGGCGAAGGCAUUUAAGCAGGAACUUCAGUUGAAAUCGUCAACUAUUGACGACGAUGUCGUUCGUCAGCAGGGUGUUGUGGACCACCUGAAAGGGGAGGUGACCCGACUGGAGCAGGAGGAGGCGCAGCGUAAGGCCCAUGAGGAGGCGCAGCAAGCAGCGCAGCAAGCUGAGCAGCAAGCAGCCGAGGCCCAGGCGGCACAGCAGGCGGAUCAAGCCGCCACCGAGCAACUGGAGCCCGCGGCGGGCUCUGCAGUCGCUGAGGAGCGACAGCUGCAGGAGGGGAUCACGCAGGAGACGCAGCCGGAGGAGCGGGAGGAGACGCCGGAGGAAAGGGGACGUCGAAUCGCCUCGCAGUGGACAAACGACCCUGCGGCGGCUGCAGUACCGGGCUCGCAAGGCGAUGUGAACCACGAAGAGGAGGAGGAGGGGCAGCAGGAGGAGGGGCACUACGAUGGGGAGCAGCCGUCUGGGGACUACUCGCAGGGCGCUGAGCAGCCGGACGAGGGAGAGGAGUACUCGGGGCAGCAGACCUACCAGCCACCACGCCCAGACGCGACGACGCCGCUUGGCGAGGUCAGGGCGCGUCUGUACGACGCUGAGCGGCUUUUGGAGCGGCUGCAGAAGGACAAGCAGGACAUCCAAACCUACCUCCGCGGCAACCUGGACUUCGGUCCCGACGACAUCUUCCUCUCCUUUGCGGACAAGUGCUUCACCUCCUACCAGACCCGCUGGAACUACGAGGCAUGCUUCUUCAAAAACGCCGUACAGCGGGAGGGCUACAGCAACAGCGUCACCGUGGGCCGGUGGUACGGCUUCGCGCCCGAUUACAAGACCAUGUACUUUACGGGCGGUGACGAGUGCUGGAAUGUGGGUCCUCGCAGCCUGACCGUGACGAUGUCGUGUGGCAUGGAGAACAAGCUGUCAGACGGCGAGGAGCCGGGGACUUGCAGGUACGCUGCCAAGUUUACAAGCCCUGCGCUGUGCACGGAUGCCGAGGUUGAGGAGUUGCGGCAGCAGCUGCGCAACCUGGAGGCGUUUGAGCAGGAGGUGCGGGCGCAGAUUGCCAAGGACGAGUUGUGAGACGCUGGGUGCACGUGGAGGUAGUGCAUAAGAUUAGUAGGGAUUUAGGGCUGAGCUGGCUUAGGGGGAAGGUGUAGGUUUACGGAGUAGGCGAGCGGAUGCGAGCGGGUGAGAGUAGGGACGUGCAACGGAAGGGGGAUACACCUUGAGCAUGUCUUGGAGCAAAGAGCACCAUCAUGAAGCGUUGGUACUAGGCCGCAGGACGUGAGGCAGCAUGGAACCAUCCGCAGAUGGGCUGCGUUGUAAGGCGUCACGUGUUGG
This is a messenger RNA of Astrephomene gubernaculifera, 1846 nucleotides long. The record is from the annotation of a GenBank genome assembly. NCBI's taxonomy places the organism in Eukaryota, Viridiplantae, Chlorophyta, Chlorophyceae, Chlamydomonadales, Astrephomenaceae.